Messenger RNA from Columba livia (rock pigeon), 568 nucleotides. It is a transcript of the gene ATP5MJ, whose product is annotated as ATP synthase membrane subunit j. The record is from RefSeq and is a predicted model, not a curated record. The transcript is spliced from 4 exons. The coding region runs from base 225 to 395 and encodes 56 amino acids. Lineage: Eukaryota; Metazoa; Chordata; Aves; Columbiformes; Columbidae. Gene Ontology annotation, cellular component: mitochondrion.
CCCGCGCGCUCCGGUGCACGAGGAGCAGCGGCGGCAGCGGCGCUCGGCUGAUAGCGGAGUGCGCCCUGGUCCUCCGCGGCGUUAGGGGGCGCUGCGCGGCGGCGGCGUUCUCGAGUAGCCCGGGGUUUUCUCUCGUCCUUUCCCAGCAUCCCCCGCGGCGGUAGCGGAGACUGUCCCCAGCCUGGUGACCUUCGGCGGCCGCCCGCGCUCUCCCGGCCGUCACGAUGGUGCAGUCCAUGAUUCCAAAGUCAUUGAGAGCCAUGAAAUUCUACUUCACUACCGUGUAUCAAGAGAUAUGGGUUGGUGUAGCAUUAACAGCUUAUGCCUAUUACAAAAUUUCAUAUGGUGGCAAAAAAGCAGUGGCAGACAAGUCCUCCGGUGCUGGCCAUCAUUAAAGACCUCUUCUCUUCUUGGAGUAUGAAUUUGGUGGUUCGUCAUCUGUACUGUAAAUGAAGCAAGUUACAACCAUAGGGAAGUUAAUUCUAAAACUGUACCUGAUCCAACUGCUGUAAUUGGAGAAAGAAUAAAUCCAUUGAGCAACAAGGAAUUAAACAUGUUGGACAAAGUA